AUGAAUAAAAGAACAAGAGAUAAGAAUGACCUAGAUUUAAAUGAAGAAGAGGGAAUUAAUAAUAAAAAAUUAAAAGAAGAUAAUGAUAGUAGUAGUAAUAUUGUUAAAAGUUAUGAAAAUGAAUUUGAAUCGUUUAAAUUAAAGAAAAUAGGAGGGGAAUUAUCAAUAAAAAAGUUACAAACAAUUUUAAAAGAUAUUGGAUUACCACAUAGUGGUAGAAAAGUUGAUUUAAUUAAUAGAAUAGAACAAUAUUAUAAUAUUAAAAUCAAAUUAGAAAAAGAAGUUGAACAACAACAAAAUAAUAAUCCAUUUAAUAAAAGCCAACCAAUAUUAUUAAUUAAAAAUGAUUAUGAAAUACCAUUUUGGAAAGUUUUUAGAAAUAAAUCAAUAUUUAAAAAUAUAUUUUCAAAUUUCAAAUAUUCAAAUAUAUUUAAUUAUUCAAGAUUAUAUUCAGUUAAUAAUAUUUUUAAUGAUUUUAAUAAUUGUAUUGAAAUCAUUAGAGAUAAAGUAAAAUCAAAUAGUUAUUUAGCAUUUAAACAAAUUAAAGAUUUAGAUGAAUAUAGUAUAAAAACCAAUGAAACAACAGACGAAGAUGGAUUAAUAAAGAUUUUAGAUAGCUUUAAAGAAGAAACUCAAGAAAAUCGAUUAUUUUAUACUCGAUUUAUAAAUAACUAUUGUAAUAAAUCAAUUCACCCUUUAAUUUUACUUGGUAGAAUCGUUAAAGCUUCAAAUUUAUUAGCAUUAAAAUCAUUUCUCAAUACAGAAAUAUAUGUUAAAAGUAAAAUUCAAAUUAAAAUUGAAAUUAACAAAUUUUCAGAUUUACAAAUCUUAGAGUUUUUAAUUAAUAAAUACUAUAGAAAUAAUGAUGAUAAUAAUAAAAAAGAAAAAGAAAGUGAAAAAGAAAGUGAAAAAGAAAGUGAAAAAGAAAAAGAAAAAGAAAAAGAAAGUGAAAAAGAAAAAGAAAGUGAAAAAGAAAAAGAAAGUGAAAAAGAAAGUGAAAAAGAUAGUGAAAAAGAUAGUGAAAAAGAAAAAGAAAAAGAAAAAGAAAAAGAAAAAGAAAAAGAAAAAGAAAAAGAAAAAGAAAAAGAAAAAGAAGAAAAAGAAGAACUUAUUCAAAAAGAUUUAAAUGAAAAUGAAAUUGAUAAUCUUAAAAAAUUAAAAGAAGGUAGUGAAGGUAAUGAUAAUGAUAAAAAAAAAGAUGAACAAGAUGAAAAUUUAGUUUUUAUUGAAUCAAUUCGUAUAAAUGAUUUCAAUAUAUUUAAAGAACUUAAAUUAGGUGAAUUAAUUCAUUUAGCUAAAACAAUAUAUCAAAAUGAAAAAAUUGUUAAAUUAUUAGAAUUACCAACCUAUCAUAAAGUUUCAAUAGAUUUUCCAGAAUACAUCUUUUUUUCAUUAGGUGAAGAAUUUAAAAAUGAUUAUAUUAUAGAGAGAAUUAGAGAAUCCAAACUUGAUUUUUCAAAUAAAAUUAAAGAGGGUUUAUCUUUUUUUAAUGAAAUUAAAGAAUUUCAAUUUACAGAUAAAGAAUUAAAUGAAAAUUUAUUUAUGCUUUUAAAACCAUUAACAAAUUGGGAUAGACAUUUUUCAAAAUUAAAUGAUAAAUAUAAUAAUAAUAAUAAUAAUAAUAAUAAUAAUAAUAUCAAUAAUAAUAGUAAUGAACAAGGUUGUGAAUUAUCAUUAGUAAAAUAUAAUAUUUUAGAAUUAUAUAAUAAUAAAUUAAGAAAGAAUUAUCAAAGAUUAGAAGAAUAUUUUAGAUUUCAAAGAUAUGAAUUUGCUCAAAAAGAUUUUAAAGAAAUUUCAAGUAUUCAUAAGGAACAAAUUGAAAUUGAAAAAGAAAUUGAAAGUUUAUUUCAAAAAGAAAAUGAAUUUAUUGAAAAACAAAAUGAAAAAGAUAGACUUCUUGAAUCGGAUGAAAUUUGUAAAAAGAAAAAGAUAGUAUUAGGUUACAUAUUUUUACUAUUCAAUUUAUCAAUGCCAAGAAGGAAACCAAUUGAAUAUUAUCUAUCUUUUAAAGAUGAAAAAAAGGUCAUUGCAUAUGGCACUCAAAUGAAAGAUGAAUUUUUAAAUUAUGGUAUACCAAAUAAUGAGAUACUAAGUAGAAUUUCAGAGAUUGGGUAUGGGUCAAAUACAAGAGACCGAUUUAAAAUGAUAAUGAAUUCAAAGUUUUUAAUUGAAAAGCCAUUUAAAGAACAUUUUAUUAAUCCAUUGAAUUCACCUUUAAUCAUUGCCAAUGUUAAAUCAAAGGAUAUGUUGGAUUUAUUAUUUAAAAAUUUUAAUCAACAAUUCUUUAAAGAUAAUAAUAGAAAUUGGAAAUAUUGUAAUAGUAUAGAGAUUAUAGAAUAUUAUGAAAAGUUAAUGCAAUCAUUGGGUAGAAAAUUCUUAUUCUCUUUUGAUUUUGCUAACCGUUGUACAAUAGAAUGCAAAGGAAUUGAUAUUUAUCCAAAACUAUUAUCAAGAGCAAUCAGUAAUCCAACACUUUAUAAUCAUAGUUCAAAUCUUGCUCCAAAAGAAAGAUUAUUAAAAAUCAAUGAUAGAACCAUUGUAAAACAAAGAGCAUUCCUAUCGUUAUUAGAAUUAAAUUAUUUUAAAACUAUUACAUUUGACCGAUCUUUUACUUUUAACAAAUAUUCUUAUAAAAUUUCAAGAUGGAUUUCUGAUAAUUGUAUUUCAAAUAUAUCAAAACUCAAUUUUAAUGAUAAUGGUUAUACAAAAAUUAAAAUUCAAUUACCAAAUAAAAAAAGAAAAAAUAAUAAUAAUAAUAAUAAUAAUAAUAAUAAUAAUAAUAAGAAUAAUAAUAAGAAUGGAAAAGAAGAAGAAAUAGAAGAAGAAAGUACCACUUAUGAUGGUUAUGGUUAUAAUUCUGAUAAUUCUUAUGAUUCUGACGAUUAUGAUGAUUAUGAUAAUUAUGAUAAUUAUGAUGAUUAUGGUGAUUCUGAUGAUUCUGAUGAUUAUCUUAAUUUUGCUCAUGAUGAUGAUUCUAAUUAUGAAAAUGACAAUGAAGAUGAAGAUCAUCCUCAAGAUUAUAGCAAUAUGGCAAUUACAACAGCAGCAACAGUAACUGCAACAGCGACAACAACAACAGCACCAACAACAACAACAGCAACAACAGCAACAACAACAGCACCAACAGCAACAACAACGACAACUGAUAAUGGUAAAAGUGAUAAUGGUAAAGAAGAUGAUGAUGAUGGAAUAAUUAUGAUUAUUUUAAAUCAAUCACAAUUAAUUGAUAUUUUAUAUAAUUCUAAUCGUUUAGAUGAUAUAUUUAAAUUCAAACGUGAUUAUAAAUUUUCAAAUAGAAAUUUUUUUAGAAAGGUUGGACCACAUAUUCCAUUAUCAUUGGUUGAAAUUUUAUUAAAAAAUUCAAAUUUUAUCAAAAUUGGUAUUGAUAUUCAAGAAUUUUUAAAUUAUUUAGUUUUAAUUGGUAACCUUCCAAUUAUUAAAUAUUUAAAUUUAAAUUUUAGUCAUUUCUUCACAAAAAACCAAAGAACAAAGGAUUUAAAGAGUUUACUUUCAACUGCCAUUCGUUAUGAUUACCCUCAAAUCGCUGAAAUUCUUUUUGUUUAUAUAAAAUUAACAAGAUAUGAAUUCAGAAAAGAAGUUCAAACUGAUUUCUCAUUAGUAGAUUCACUCUACUAUAAUAAUUUGUGGUAA
This is a messenger RNA of Dictyostelium discoideum AX4, 3651 nucleotides long. RefSeq names its product SAP DNA-binding domain-containing protein. The transcript has a single exon. The coding region runs from base 1 to 3651 and encodes 1216 amino acids. The record is from RefSeq and is a predicted model, not a curated record. Lineage: Eukaryota; Evosea; Eumycetozoa; Dictyosteliales; Dictyosteliaceae.